Molecule: messenger RNA, 738 nt
Organism: Rhizoctonia solani
Lineage: Eukaryota; Fungi; Basidiomycota; Agaricomycetes; Cantharellales; Ceratobasidiaceae
Exons: 2
Coding region: 1-738 (245 amino acids)
Source: RefSeq, a predicted model, not a curated record
AUGGGUUUAUUUUCCAAGUUCAAGCGUAAAGUCCAAGCAGCAGACGACAAGGCCGUCUUGGACCUCUCGCGCUCUACCCGGCUCAAACGUGAUAUCGCGGCCGUGUCCAAUGUUACGAUCGCUGCAUCCAUGAUUCCGAGUGGCGGAGUGAGCUCGCUGGCGGGUAUUUACUCCUUUCCUCGUUUCUUGUGGACUUGGAAGAAACACAGGAUCGUGAAAAAGGAUCUUGCGGUCCGUGGGCUAACGGUACCUGAUCGCACGAAACGUGAUUAUAUCAUUCCGGCCACUGUGGGCGCCAUAACUGGGGCGGUGGGAGCCGGUGCUGAUUCCAUAGAUCAAUUUUCCGAUGCGAUUAUUCCUUCCAAUCCUGACGCCACACAUGAAAUCCCGGUCACCCAGUGGCUUGAGCAGGUGGGGAACUCGACAGUCGAAACGGCCACAAACCAUGUACAGGCUGUAUUUGAUCCAGAAUUCGCACAGGGGCUCACAGAGGGUGAUUGGGAGAAUGCCUACAAUCCUGAUGAUCUGAGUACACAUGUCGAGAAUGGAGCAGACCAUCUUGACGAUGCUAUUGAUACCAUCAUGCCCGGUGGUCUACCAUUUCUUAGCGAGAGGACUGCAGACCUUGCUGGUCAGACUAUUUCUGCUGUUGUGAUUGGAGAGAUGGCAGGCAAGGGGAUCGGAGCAGUUGCUCCGGCGAGGCGUGAGGUGGCGGUUUCGCAGCAACAGGACAGGUGA